This is a messenger RNA of Dalotia coriaria, 1008 nucleotides long. RefSeq names its product chorion protein S38-like. The record is from RefSeq and is a predicted model, not a curated record. The transcript is spliced from 2 exons. Lineage: Eukaryota; Metazoa; Arthropoda; Insecta; Coleoptera; Staphylinidae. Bases 144 to 869 code for a protein of 241 amino acids.
CGAAGACAUUUACUUUUCGGUGUGCGCUGGCCACUGGUGGAAAUGUCUGCAGGUAGGUAGAGGAAUCGACUUCAAGAUCACUAUAAAAGUUGAUUAGUAACUGGCACGACUGCAUUAUCCUUUCGAUCGAUACAGCGAUCAACAUGAGAGCCAUUCAGAUUUGCACGUUGGUGUUAGCUGUAGUAGGCUCAAUUACUACCAAAGAUGUAAAACCAUCCAAACGAGGUCUUUUGGACUUGGGGUAUGGUUACAGUGGUUCAGUCCUUAAUGGAGGUAUCCUUGGACAUCAUGGUGGUCUAUCUUUGAGCAGCCAUGGAGGUCACGGCAUCUACGGAGGACAUUCUGGUUAUUCAGGAUUAUCAUCAUCAGGACUUCUUUCUGCAUUGGGUUCCGGGUUUGGAGCUGGUGCUAUUGGUGGUGAUACCACCAGUGUAACCACCGUCAAUGAAGCAGUUGCUGUUGAGGUACCUCAACCUUAUACAGUAACAGUCAAUCGUCCAGUGCCUGUUCCAGUGCCUGUUCAUGUACCUGUGGAUGUACCACGUGCCGUACCAGUUGAGGUACCACAACCCUACGCUGUAGAAGUACCAAGACCAUACCCGGUGACCGUUACCCGUCAUGUGCCUGUUCCACAACCCGUCGCUGUUCCAGUACAUGUUGCUCAACCUUAUCCUGUGUCUGUACCACAUCCAGUUCCGGUUACCAUCAACAAACAUGUUCCAGUAAAGAUACAAACACCUGUGGUUGUAGAAGAACCUGUUAUAGUUGGACAUGGACAUGGACAUGGAUACAGCGGGUAUGGUUUGGGACAUUAUGACAGCUUAUCACUCAGCCAUGGUCAUGGACAUGGACAUUUCGGUUACCAUUAAGUAAAACUUCAAAAAUUAACAUUAACACCAAAAACCAAGAAAAAUAUUCUCAAUAUCUUAACUAAACUUUAUAAUAAGAACUGAAUUUUUGACAAAAUGUAUUAUUAUGAUUUAAGAAACAAUAAAAACUUGUUUUGUA